This is a messenger RNA of Pecten maximus, 3956 nucleotides long. Its product is annotated as putative tyrosinase-like protein tyr-1. Lineage: Eukaryota; Metazoa; Mollusca; Bivalvia; Pectinida; Pectinidae. Bases 232 to 1359 code for a protein of 375 amino acids. The transcript has 4 exons. The record is from RefSeq and is a predicted model, not a curated record. Gene Ontology annotation, molecular function: oxidoreductase activity.
CUCAGACCCAUCACUACAGCGAGAACAACAGGUAGGUUAGUCUUUCUGCCGAACGAGCCACAAAGGAAGGUGCACAACUGGAGAGAAGGCAAAGACAUGUCGGAUACGGGAUAGAAUUAUACAACUCGCACUACACAAAGAGGAAUACGGUUGUUCCAGUUUUAAAAGGAAACUUCCCAAAUUUGGAAAUUUGUAUUUGAAGGAUUGUGUUGAGCUUACCAAACAAAGACGAUGCCUUCGAUAUACGCCGUCCUGUACCUGUUGCUGGCCGUUUUUCCUCUGUGUCAUUUCCAGACAUCCACACGUGCCCGUUCUCUUGCCCUUAAUCCGGAGUUUGUCAGAUGGAUAAACACUUUAUUUUACCUGCCUCCGGAGGGACAGUUGCGCUACCGCAAAGAAUACCGCCUCUUGACCGAUCAAGAACGUGGUGAUUUCCACAGAGCUCUACUCAUGCUUAAGGAGGACAGGUCGGUACAACCGAACAAGUAUGACGCCUUGGCAUCCCUCCAUCAUCUCAACACAGCAAGUGGGGCUCACGGCGGUCCAAACUUCCUCGGCUGGCACAGGGUUUACAUAGUAUUAGUGGAAAACGCCUGCCGUGAGAAAGUUCCGAACGUCACCAUACCUUACUGGGACAACACACUCGACCAAGGUCUUGCUGAUGCAACGCGGUCGAUCACGUGGUCGCCACUGUUUCUAGGAAACGGGAAUGGUGUUGUGGAAAAUGGACCAUUUCGUAAUUGGGGAACACCGUACGGAUUAUUACGACGCAAUAUCGGGUCAGAACGUACUCUUAUGACCGCGACGAAUAUAAACAACGUGUUACGAAGACGGUGGCUGUGGCAGAUUACACAUCCAAGUGGCCAGGAUAAUAGUAACUUGGAGCUCCUCCAUAAUAAUGUCCACGUGUGGAUAGGUGAGCAGAUGAGUCGAAUCGAGUCCUCCUCAUACGAUCCAGCAUUUUUCGUACACCAUGCUUAUGUGGAUUGUAUAUGGGAGGAAUUUAGAAAUAGGCAACGCCGAAUGGGCAUAAAUCCAGCACGGGACUUCCCGAGGAUUGUCGGGGAGAAUGAACAACUCCCGCUGGUGCCAAUGGGUCUAGGAAGACUACUCGUCAUUGACGGCAUUAAUGAUAUAUUCACAAGACGGAUUUAUAGAUGCCAGGCUAGGCCUAGGUGUGUUCCCAACACGAACAACUGUGGGUCACCCUAUCUUCGCUGUGAUUGGUCCACCCGGCGGUGUCUCCCCCUCAUCAUGAGUAGGCCAUCUGUGUCGUUUACUCAGCCAGCACAGCAGCCUUGGUGGUCACGUUUCAAUAGGCGGACGACAGGACAGAAUAGUUUUAAUAUUUUUGGAUAACAAAAACAACAGAUUUACAAACAUUACAUUGUUCGGUAAAUUGCUUUAAUGCAAAUGGCAGAAUUUGGAACAAAAAAUUGGUGUUGAUAUGCAUGAAAAUGAUUUUAAUCUAAAUUCAGGGCAAAUGUUGUAUCGAAAUCGUGUGUUGUAAGUUUCUCAGAACGUGUGUGAUAGCUGUAUAAGAAGGUGAAAGUGAAAUGUUCCCACGAAUGUGUGUGUGAGUUCCCCGGCGAUACAAACAUAUCCAAGUUAGGCCAGUAAUAAGCCUAACACUGUGUGUCAACUUUGACGAUUUGACUUGAAAAUACCGCUCCAAAAAUGAAUUAAUGUUAUAUUAUUGAUUCAAUAAUUCAUGACGUCACAGGUUAUCGUUGCCUAUGAAAAAAACAUGACGUCACAUAUUAUUGAUUCAAUAACUCAUGACAUCACAUGGUAUUGUUACCUAUCACACAAUUCAUGACGUCACAUGGCAUUUUUGCUUAUUCCAUAUUCAACAGAUCCUGACGUCACAUAUUAUUGUUGCCUAUCCAAUAAGUAAUGACGUCAUACAUUACUGUUGACUUUUAAUCCUUUUGCGCCUAAAACGUCAUUGCAAUCGAUGUUUAUUAUAAAUAGCGUAUAUAUAAAUGACCUACCAGGAAUAAGGUAUAAGAGCGAAAUGACUAUUUACCCUUCGUUUUGUCAGUAUAUGUGAAUACUGAGAUGGUACAGAGAGUGAUUAUGUAGAAAUGGAGAAUAGUUUUUUGAGUGAUAAUUUAUAAAUUGUAUGCAUGUAUGUAUGUGUUUUCGUAAUCUGAUUAUUGUCCUUCCGAAAGGUUCUUGAUGAAUCAGAGCACACUGGUUCUAAACACGAAGAUUUUUUAAUUUUUCAUGGUACCGAAUCAGCAUUUGUACAUUUAGACUUCUGAGUUUGAUAUCAUUCUAAGUUUCCAUGCUUUUUAAGUAAUUUAUCAGCAGUUCUUGUGAAGCUACAUCGUUGAUAUUGUAGACAUUUAAAUGGCGUGAAUCUUAUGGUAACAUAUUCAAGUGUUUUCGCCAUAUGAAGCAAUAAUGGAAGAUUUAAACUAUAACUGGUUGGUGAAAAUUGCAAUAAACCGUCUGUUUUUGUCAGUUUGCUUGAUGGACAGUCACUAGUUGAAUGUUUAUUUUGAAAGACAAAUAAAACGUAGUUUUUUGCCUGUGUAAAUGUGGGUGUGGGCGAGUAAUUCUAGUGACCAUGCUACCGUAUAAAUCUGAAGUUAGUAAUUUACAAUCACUGAUUCAAGCAUUUGUAUGAUAUGUAGUUCUGAUUGAAUGUUGACGUAAAUGUGUCCCUUAAUUGACGAUUUAAUAUUCCUGGAAAUCGCUUCCCUUUUUAGUGGACACUUUUAUUCUUAAUGGCCACCAAAGGCACUGAGCAGUUUACGAAUAUUCAAGUUUAAAACUGAACUUAUUCAAUUCAACGAAAAAGUAACAUCAUCUUAACUGAGUGUUCUAAUCAUUCGAACUUGACAAUUGUUGUAAUGUUCUUGUGAUGUGUUUGUAUUAGAAUAUGUUAACUUAUUUUAGUUAUGUUCUGUUUUGAUCAUUAAGAAUUAUCAAAAUAAAAUAUUUUGCCACGUUAUAACAGAAACCACUAGAAACGGUUGAUGAACAAAAUAAUCUUAAAUUAAAUGCAGUCGGAAUUUUAUAAUUAUAUCCAAGAAAUUUAACUUCUUAAAUAAUAUCAACUACAGUAGAAAUAGUCGAUAACAAUUUAGCAUGCACAUCAACUAAACUUGACCUCCAAGCUUCCAGUGUGUAACAUCACUUUAUCAUUUUCUCACUUUAGUUGUAAACAAUUGAGUACGAAUGGAAAAUGUUUUUAUUUGUUAAGUUAUGCAAAAUAUAAGUACGAUUAAGCUUCAGUAGUCGUCUUUUGCCGACCUCGACACAAGAACCAUCAACCGAGUUGUAUUUGAAAUGCAUGUAUCUUCUGUGUAGUCUGACGUACAUUUGUUUUUGUAAAUAAUAAGAAGAAUUUGCGAAUUAGUAAUAAUCGCAUAAAAUGUCCAAAGUAAUUUAAUUAAAACAUUACCUCAAAGUGUUGCGCUUGGUUGCCGGUUAUCAUCGUUCUUGUUUAUCGUUAGCAUGAGACUCGUUUUGGUAUUCGAGUGAGCCUCGUUCUAGUAAUCGUAAAAGCCUCGUUCUCGUAAUCGAUAAAGCCAUGUUUUAUUCUUGCAUAUUUUAGUAUGUUGCAUUGUUUUACUUGAUAAGCUUGAUGAGAUGUGGAAAAUAUUGUCAAAUAUGGUAAAUUUAUUUACAACAUAUCAAAACAAUGAUUAUUUACGUGCGAAAUUUUAACAACUUAUUGAAAACCUGUUUCCUAUUUCAAUCUGUAUUUGAGAUAUCCCAGAGAAAAUCUCAAGCAGUUGAAACAUAUGUGUAAAUAAAUGCGCAUUUCUUGGUUGUCAAUUACCUCUUCCCCGGUUCUUUGAUUUUAACCGUACUCCAUUGUUGUUGUUGGCAAGAUAUCUUAUAUACCUAUUAAACAAAGCGAUCAGAAGUAUAGAGUGUGAUAAUAGAAUCUACAACUCUACUUCAUUGUUGAACGAAUAAAUGCGGAAUGGUAAAGCCAA